UGGCCGCCUGUCGUGUGUAGCGGUCGCUCCCAUGGUGCUUUCACAGGACCGAUUACUUCACUCGGGGUUGCUUUAGGCAAAUAGCGGGCACUUCUGAAGGGAUCUUAAAUACAUUGAGAUUGUCUCUAUGCCCCUGCCACAGUUUCAUUCAGACCAGCUCUUUUGCACAAGCAGCCAUGGCAGAGCCCAACCGGCCUCAGAGGAAGUUGUCCACUUCGGGGGACAGCCUGUACAAGGUGCUGGGCCUGGAGAAAGGGGCCGGUGCUGAUGACAUCAAGCGGGCCUACAGGAAACUGGCGCUGAAGUACCACCCGGACAAGAAUCCAGAUAAUCCGGAGGCGGCGGAGAAGUUUAAGGAGAUCAACAAUGCCAACUCGAUCCUCAACGACGACACCAAGCGCAAGCUGUACGACGAGUACGGCUCCAUGGGCCUGUACGUGUCCGAGCAGUUUGGCGAGGAGAGCGUCAAGUACUAUUUCCUCAUGUCCAAGUGGUGGUUUAAGGCCCUGUUCCUGUGCUGCACGCUGUCGUCGUGCUGCUGCUGCUGCUGCUGUUGCUGCUUCUGCUGCGGCAAGUGCAAGCCGCCCGAGGACGACGAGAACUACCAGUAUGUCAACCCAGAGGACCUGGAGGCCCAGAUCAAGGCAGAGGAGGGCAGCGGAGCCCGUGGCGCCCCUAUUGUGAUCCAGCCGCAUUCCAAUGUCAACUCCUCCUCCUCUGCCGAGACCACCCACUUUGCAGCCAGGCAGCCCAGCUACACCAAUCAACAGUGAGAGCCUCAACCGUGGCCCCGCCCCGGCCUAUCCACCGCCAACUUGUACUACAACGCCCACCUGCCCACCAACCACCGAGCGCCGCCGGUCCACAUACUAACUGACUAACUACACCCUCCCCAUCAACCAACACUUCAACCCCUCCCAUCAACUUCACAACCCCCCUCUCACCAACCAGCCGUGGGGGCCUCCACCGAGGAUCCCCAGCCCAUCUACCACCAACCCAUGGGCGUAAGUAUACCCCCGCAGGCCUCACGAGGCAGGUGGGCCCAUACGAGGUGAAGGGCCCACAUGGGCCCUUGACUUGAAGAAACGGGCCCCCUCCACGUGAUAUUAGGCCCUCUUUUUUUCGUUUGGGGGCCCAUUCUUGGUAGCUUGCCGGGGGGCCUGAAGUACUUGCGUUGCGCCAGUGCACCAACCGUAUUCCCCUCCGACCCACCUACCAACCACUAAGGCCCAGUCCAUAUAUUAACCACCCCGCACCAACCAGCAGUCAAGCGUCCACUGAGCCACUCCCUGGAUCCACUGGCAACUUCACUACCCAGCUGACACCAUCGAGCAAGGGUAUGCCCACCGACCAAACCCCCUGGAUCCUUCUACCAUCACCAGCUUCAAGUGCCCCCCUCCCGCGUCAACCAUCACUGGGGCGCCCAUCGCAUCGGUCACCCCUCCCACCC
This is a messenger RNA of Engraulis encrasicolus (European anchovy), 1450 nucleotides long. RefSeq names its product DnaJ (Hsp40) homolog, subfamily C, member 5 gamma a (gene dnajc5ga). The record is from RefSeq and is a predicted model, not a curated record. The transcript has 5 exons. The coding region runs from base 177 to 773 and encodes 198 amino acids. Lineage: Eukaryota; Metazoa; Chordata; Actinopteri; Clupeiformes; Engraulidae.